AUGGCUCCUCCGAUCGAGCCGACGUCAAAGCUGGUCGAGCUACUAAGCGAUAAGUCAAAGAAUCCCAAUUUGACCAUCGUAGACACCAUUUUAUUUCAUCUUGGCCUUGCGGAUAUCUAUUCGUUGCAUGCGACAAGUCGAUCAUUGCGCUGGCUCGUCGAUUAUCUGACUGAUUCACCACGUCUUCUUGACGUUAACAAACAAUUGGCAUCAUUUGUUAAAGACCCAGCACAAUUCCGAUAUGAGUUAGGGAAAUACGAUGCCCUUAUCUCUGGAGACUUUGUCCGAAACUUCUUUGACUUUGGGCGCUGGGAAGAUACCAGACUCGUUAUCUACGCUCAAGAAGGCCCAAAAUCGCAAGGUGUUACGGAUUAUUUGACCGAAUGCGAAGGAUAUCAGAAUGGAACAAAACGCCCAGAAAUCUUCAGGCGCGAUGGUGUUACAAGUCCGUGCAUAGUCAUCAAGACUGCAGCAACCUCUCCGAUUGUUGAGGUUAUCAAUAAAGCUCAGACGACGGCUGAUCUGAACAUAAUAUCCUGGAACAAAGCCUACUGCCUGCUGCCGCUCCCAACAAUCGCCUCCCACAAAUUCUACCCGUUGAAGCCCUUCGACAACACAUUUGGAAAAGCACUUCGGCAGUACACCAAACAAGGCUGGACUACGCGAGAUAUGCUUUGGCCGGAUAUGACCAGAGAACUCAUACCACAGAAAGAAUGCCAUCGAGUCGGAGAUUCCAGGUCACUGGUCAUAAAGCUUGGUAAACUUCCCCGCGGAGACUUCACUCCCGACUACGUUCUCGAAGGAAACGUGUUCUCAAUGGUAUGGGAGUCAGAUUCCACUCAUCGAUCUCUCGCUGUUGGUACAGAGUCGGUGAUCAAGUCAUUCACAUUACGUCAUACAUACAGCAAUGGUUCAAAGGGCAUCGCUCGUGUCUCGUGGAGGAGAUUCUUGGACGAACGAUUGAGGCGUUGGGUCUUUGUUGAGAUGAUCAAGAUGGACCGGGAUAAACGGCCAACGGGGUUUUACUUCUUGAGUCCUGGAAACUACAAUGUGACCAUUCCAGGUGAUUAUAAACCACCAGAUGACUGGGAUUAUGCGGAUGAUCAGAUUAUCCCCUGGUUCCAAGAAUGGGAGAGGUCUUAA
Messenger RNA from Fusarium sp. VM40, 1143 nucleotides. The record is from the annotation of a GenBank genome assembly. NCBI's taxonomy places the organism in Eukaryota, Fungi, Ascomycota, Sordariomycetes, Hypocreales, Nectriaceae.